AUGCAUUGGAGAAGCCUUCCGGGGGAUUUGGUAGAGGAUAUACUCUCUAGGGUUUCUGCUAUACCUUUGGUACGACUCCGAGAAACAUCGAAACAAUGGAACGCUAAAUUGAAAAGUGGGAGCUUCGCUAAGAUGCACGCUGCUCAUGCACCAAAGGAGGAGUCUCUGAUGAUCACGUUGAUUGAUCAUAGGGUUUGCUUAGUAAAGAUCAACCUCCAUGAUCCAUCUGUUAAGGUUGCACCUCAUGCAUUAUACCUGAAAGAUCCUCUUUCUGAUUCUUCCAAAGAAGUCGACAUACGUAACGUUUUUCACUGCGAUGGCUUAUUGUUAUGCACCACAAAGGACAAGAGACUCGUGGUUUGGAAUCCAUGUUCAGGGGAAACCAAGUGGGUUAAACCUAGAGACAGCUACAAGAAAACCGACUACUGUGCUCUCGGUUACGACAACAAAUCCUCCAGCAAGCAAUACAAAAUCUUGAGGUUGGAUCGUCAAGAUAGACCAAAUAAGAACGUGUACGAGAUUUAUGACUUCAACUCUAAUUCGUGGCGUGUUCUUGGUGUGGCUACUGAUUGGUUUUUAGCAAAAUAUCGUCGUGACAUAUCUGUGAAGGGAAAUACUUAUUGGGUUGCUACUCAAGCAGCAGAGAAGCCAUACCAUGAUUUCAUACUAAGCUUUGAUUUUUCAACCGAGAUGUUCCAAAAUCUGUCUCUUCCUCAUCCUUUUCCGUAUGGUAUAUCGUCUUUAUCAGUGGUGAGAGAAGAGCAACUUUGUCUCUUAGGUGCUAAACGUCACAUGCUUUAUAUGGAUGAUGGUGCAAGUUUUUCAGAUUUACAAACGAGCAGAACCAAGUUGUAG
Brassica oleracea var. oleracea is the source of this 855-nucleotide messenger RNA. Its product is annotated as putative F-box protein At3g21130. The transcript is spliced from 2 exons. NCBI's taxonomy places the organism in Eukaryota, Viridiplantae, Streptophyta, Magnoliopsida, Brassicales, Brassicaceae. The record is from RefSeq and is a predicted model, not a curated record. Bases 1 to 855 code for a protein of 284 amino acids. Gene Ontology annotation, molecular function: protein binding.